Dichotomopilus funicola is the source of this 2415-nucleotide messenger RNA. Its product is annotated as VTC domain-containing protein. Lineage: Eukaryota; Fungi; Ascomycota; Sordariomycetes; Sordariales; Chaetomiaceae. Gene Ontology annotation, cellular component: vacuolar transporter chaperone complex; fungal-type vacuole membrane. The record is from RefSeq and is a predicted model, not a curated record. The transcript is spliced from 3 exons. Bases 1 to 2415 code for a protein of 804 amino acids.
AUGCGCUUCGGCAAGACGCUCCACACAUCGGUGUACCCGCCAUGGAAGGACAAAUACAUCGACUAUGGGAAGCUGAAGACUAUCCUGCGCGAGGACAAGCCCGACGACGAGGACGAGCCGUGGACGGGGGACGAUGAGAAUCGGUUCUGCGACGAGAUCUUCAAUGUGCAGCUCGACAAGGUCGCUGGGUUCCAGGCUGAGAAGCUUGCGGACCUGCGCCGUCGGGUGGAUGGCGCGUUUGAGAAGCUGAAGGAGAUUCCGACGGCGGGUGAAGAGGGAAAAGAUGGGAAAGAUAAUGAGGAGGGUAAGGAGGAGGACAAACGGAAGCCUGCGGCGGACCCGCAACAAUUGAAGGACCUCGAGGCGGAACUCGAUGCGAUCACGAACGAAUUGAAGGAACUGCAGAAAUACAGCAACCUCAACUACACGGGCUUUCUCAAGAUUGUCAAGAAGCACGACCGGAAACGCGGCAACCGCUACAAGAUCCGGCCGAUGAUGAUGGUCAGCCUGUCGAAGCGGCCGUUCAACUCGGAGCAAGUGUACUCGCCGCUGCUCAACAAGCUGUCGCUCAUGUACUUUGCCAUCCGCCAACACCUCGAGGAGCCUGGCACGGCGGAUGCGUACCCGGUCGACCCGGACAGCCAGGCGGAGACGCACAACGGGGAGAAGUACACGGCGCACAAGUUCUGGGUGCACCCGGACAACCUGCUGGAGGUCAAGACGUACAUCCUGCGGCGGCUGCCAUCGCUGGUGUACAGCGAGCAGACGGCCAAGGAGGCGGACGGGCAGCAGGACCCGACCAUGACGUCGCUGUACUUUGACAGCCCCAAGUUCGACUUAUACCUGAAGAAGGUCGAGCGCGAGACCGAGGCGUCGUCGCUGCGGCUGCGGUGGUACGGGCAGCUCAGCGCGCGGGCGGAUGUGGUGCUAGAACAAAAAAUAAUCCACGAUAACGGCAGCAGCGAGGAACGCAGGUUCGACAUCAAGGAGAAGUACAUCAAGCCGUACCUGGACGGGGAGUACAAGAUGGAGAAGACGGUGCAGAAGAUGGAGCGCCAGGGCCGGGCCCCCGAGGCGGUCGAGGAGUUCCGGACGACGGCGGACGCGAUCCAGGAGUUUGUGCGUACCCACGGGCUCGAGCCGGUGGUGCGGGCCAACUACCGCCGCACGGCGUUCCAGAAACCCGGCGACGACCGCGUGCGCAUCUCGAUCGACACAGACAUCGCCUUCAUCCGCGAGGACACGCUCGACCACACGCGACCGUGCCGCGACCCCAGCCAGUGGCACCGCGCCGACAUCGACAACGGCGACAUCGCCUACCCUUUCCGCACCAUCAACCAGAGCGAGGUCUCACGCUUCCCCUACGCCGUGCUCGAGAUCAAGCUGAAAGAAGACGCGCGCGGCAAGCGACCGGCCUGGAUCCAGGACCUGAUCGGCUCGCAUCUCGUGCACCCCUGCCCGCGCUUCUCCAAGUUCGUCCACGGCACGGCGUCGCUGUUCGAGGACUACGUCAACCGCCUGCCCUUCUGGCUCUCCGACCUCGACACCGACAUCCGCAAGGACCCGCAGGUGGCCUAUGAAGAGGAAGAGUCGCGUCGCGCCCAACGCGCCGAGAACGAGCAGGUCGUCGGCAGCUUUCUCGGCACCAAGCUCGGCUCCUACAAACCCUCCCGCAGCUCCCCCGUCGCCAAGUCCUACCUCGCCGAGCGCCUCGCCGCCGACACGACGCAGACCCCGCGCUCCGGAGCAGCCGCCGACGAAUCCGGCGAGCCGGCCACCCCCCGCCAACAACCGCGGUCCUCUCAGGACAGCGGCAGCAACAUCAAUAACAACGGCUCCAAAUCCACCCUCGACUACGGCACCCUCUCCUCCGUCUUCCCGGGUUUCUCCCUCUCCAAAUACGCCCGCGCUAAACAGGCCCGCGAAGACGGCACUGCCACUACCCUCCCCCCAGGCGUCACCGAACCCACGGAAUGGAUCAAAAACGCCGGCCCCCUCCAAAUCGAACCCAAAGUCUGGCUCGCCAACGAGCGGACCUUUCUCAAGUGGCAGCACGUCUCUGUGCUACUCGGCGGGUUGGCAGUGAGUCUGUAUUCGGCUGGCGGGGGAAGCGAGAAUGCGCUGGCGCAGACGAUGGGCGCUGUGUUUGUGGGGGUCGCGGUGUUUGCCGGGGCGUGGAGUUAUUGGGUGGCAAUGAGGAGGAGGGCGAUAAUUGUGCAGAGGAGUGGGAGGGAUUUGGAUUUUGUGGUUGGGCCGUUGGUGGUUAGUGUUGCGUUGGGGAUGGCGUUGGUGGUUAAUUUUGGGUUUGCUUACCGGAAGGCAUUUGGACACGACCUGUUCAGCGGAGGUUCUGUGGGCAUGGCGGCUGGGAAUGGGAGUGUAGUUGGUGGUGAGGUGGGGGAUCUGCGGAUUUAA